This is a messenger RNA of Folsomia candida, 2295 nucleotides long. Its product is annotated as protein arginine N-methyltransferase 3. Gene Ontology annotation, biological process: peptidyl-arginine methylation. Bases 237 to 2063 code for a protein of 608 amino acids. The record is from RefSeq and is a predicted model, not a curated record. Lineage: Eukaryota; Metazoa; Arthropoda; Collembola; Entomobryomorpha; Isotomidae. Gene Ontology annotation, molecular function: protein-arginine N-methyltransferase activity. The transcript is spliced from 8 exons.
ACAUCGAGAAAUUCAGUCGGAGUCGCCUCACCGUGCCAACAGCAGCAGCAUUUUUUCGUCUUCAAGUCUCCUCCGAGAUUCCUCAACUUGAAAUUUUAAUCUCAACUUCCUGGUUAACUUGUGCAUCGUGGUUAUCGUCAGUCAGCGGAGCGAUAAGGAAGGAAGGAGAGGUGAUCAGACAAUCUUAUGAUUAGUCUUAUUUAGGAAUCGAAGGAGAGAGUGAAGAUUGGAGAACGAUGAAUCCAACUCAGGCAGAUGAGGUGAAGAGUAAAAUGUCGUGGGCGGAUCGAAUUCUAAAUCAAGAUGAAAGUGAUAGUGCAUCAAGCUCCGAUUAUCAGAGCUCAAAGGGUGACGAGUAUGAUGAUGAGGUCCAGCAUUGGGAAGACCUUGAGGAAGAUUUUUCGAAUAUUCCACUGUGUCUUUUUUGCCAAGAACACAUAAAUGUGUCAGAUAUUUAUACUCAUUUGAAGGAUGAUCACAAUUUGGAUCUUCUUGAACUGCAAAAGAAGUAUAAAAUGGACCAAGAGUCCUUUAUAAAGAUGGUGAAUUGGGUUCGCCAUCUUGGGAAAUCAAUUUCGUUGGAUAAAUUGUUUGAUGAGACUGAUCAGGACUUGAAGCUCGUGGUCAUGAGAAAUGUGCUCUUUGACUAUAGCACUGGUAAACCGUCCGGUGUUAAACCACCAUGGGAUGAUGAUAAGUGGUUGGAACCAUCCAUGGAAAAUGAUAUGUUUCUCACCUACUGGCUUGAUUUCGAUGACAAAGAAGAUGAUCCAAGCCUGUUUGAAAAUUCGGCAUCUGUUGCAACAGAAGCACCCCAAGUCAGUCCGGUAGUAAUGGAUUUGCUUGUAAAAGACGAGUCCGACGGGGCGUUAGGAUCCGAUUUAAGAAGAAGCUUUCGAAUUAAAACAACGACACCAGAAAUUGAACAAGCGGAGGCUUGUGCAAAGGAUGUCCGAGACUUGGAGGCCAAACUCCAAACAUUGCAAAUUAAAAACCAGAAAAUGAAGGAAGUAAUGUCCCGUAUUGCUGGAGACGGAAAUAGCAAAGAAGACAAAUCUCCUGUUACAAUGCGGCCUUGCGAUGACAAUGGUGAUGGUAAACCUUCAUCGCAUGACGAAGAGUAUUUUGAAUCCUACGAUGGAAUUGAUAUACAUGCUGAGAUGUUAAAAGAUCAUCCCAGGACAUUGGCGUACAAAAGAGCAAUACUAAAUAACAAGAAAGACUUUUUCGGAAAGCGCGUCUUGGAUUUAGGAUGCGGUACGGGUAUAUUGUCAAUGUUCUGCGUUGAUGCCGGUGCUGAACGUGUCUGUGCGGUGGAUAUAUCAAAGAUAAUCUUUGAUGCAAUGGAUAUCUGCUAUGAAAAUAAUAAGGAAGAACACAUUACAUUCUUCCAUAAAAAAUUGGAAGACAUUGGGGAAGACGAAAUUGCAAAAGUCGAUAUCCUUAUCAGUGAAUUUAUGGGAUAUUUCCUUCUAUUCGAAGGUAUGCUGAGUAGCUAUACUCAGGCACGCGACAAAUUUCUGAAACCUGAGGGUAGCAUGUAUCCCAACUGCGCCGAUAUGUAUAUAGUGGCUGUGAGCGACGAAGAUGAUUACCAAAAUAACAUCGGAACAUGGAAUAAUAUGCAUGGCUAUAAGAUGUCCGUUUUGAAACGAAAAGCGCUUCUUGAAGCAUGCGUUAAAUCAAUGGAGCCAUGUGCAAUCGCAUCGGAGGAAGUGCCGAUUAAAAAACUAGAUCUGCAUACUUGUAAAAAUCGAGAUCUCAUUAUUGAUGACACGUUCCAGUUGAAAAUCACUCGUACCUGUUCCUUGACUGCCAUUUGCGGGUAUUUCUCUGUGGGUUUCAACGACGGGAAACAAUACAAAGAAGUGCUAAGUACUUCUCCUAACGCUCCAUUGACACAUUGGAAGCAAACAGUAUUUUAUCUUCCGGAAAGAAUGAAUGUAUCAGAAGGAGAUGUUGUGCCAAUCGAGUUCAGAUGCACCCCACACCCUGAGUGUGAUCGUUGGUUGAAGGUCGUGAUGAAGAUCGGCCGCUACUCUUGCACGUUCGAGAUGAAAUAAGCAGCUUACCACAAUGCAGAAUUUAUUUAUGCACUAAAAUUUGUUACUCUAUCUGUAAUAUAUAUAUAUUACUUCAUAUUACGAUGUUAUCCUGAGGUUUUGUUACAAAAUUAUUAGUGUUUUUACAUUAAAACUUGGUACUACACACAAAUUUAUAGUAAAUGGCGUGAGUUUUUUAUAUAAACUAUAAAGAAGUAUUGAAAUAAUAAAAGAUUUGAACUGUGAUAACACA